Molecule: messenger RNA, 1178 nt
Organism: Cladophialophora immunda
Lineage: Eukaryota; Fungi; Ascomycota; Eurotiomycetes; Chaetothyriales; Herpotrichiellaceae
Exons: 3
Coding region: 188-472 (94 amino acids)
Biological process (GO): mRNA splicing, via spliceosome; spliceosomal snRNP assembly
Cellular component (GO): precatalytic spliceosome; U4/U6 x U5 tri-snRNP complex; U2 snRNP
Molecular function (GO): RNA binding
Source: RefSeq, a predicted model, not a curated record
CUUCCUCCGCAUUUUGGAUUUUCUGUCCUGCGCCAAAACUUCUCUCCUCUAGACCACGAAAGCUCUCCACCAACAUACUCGACAGUUGCGCUCCCUGAGACUGAGAGUGUUAGAGUCCUAUGAGCGGCAUCUCCACCUGAACAGACGCAGCGCAAAAUAUACCCUUGCGGCGCAAAGUGUGCCCACAAUGACUGGACGCGGCGGCGGUGGUGGCCGCAAAACUCUUCUUGCGCCUAUCCAUUUUAUUUUCAGUCUGUUGCAGAAGCGCUCGACGGUCUCCAUCUGGCUCUACGAGAAUUUGCGCACGCGCAUCGAAGGGAAAAUCAGGGGCUUCGAUGAAUUCAUGAAUCUAGUAAUUGAUGAUGCGGUCGAGGUACAACUAGCUACAAGAGAUACCCCAGAAAAGAGAAGGCAGCUUGGACAAAUCCUAUUGAAAGGCGACAAUGUCUCGUUGAUCCAGUCGCUGGACUAGAAUAGACAAGCGUUGGUCUUAUUGCAAUCAUUCAGCACCAAGCGCCAGGCCUAUCAGGCAUCAACUCGAACGGAAAUUAAGCUGUGCCAGAGGAACGAUGCCGUCGGCGCAUCACUCGACAUCAGCAACUACUAUUUGAUCGACAAUCCAGUCAUGCUCGUCCGCGGGAAUCGUCUCGCCUGGCGGCAGUACUUGUUGGCGAAGUGCAAUCCCUACUGCAAGAGAGGGAUUUAGUUGCAAAGCGGCUGGGAAGAUAUCGAGGGUCGGCCACUUACCCAAGAGCGGCAUCGGUCGUCCACUUUGGCUCCCGCUGAGUGUGUCUUUGUAUUUGGAGAGAUAGCGGUCAUAGAAGCCUUUGCCAUGGCCAAGGCGACGGUGAGACUGAUCGAAGGCCACCGCCGGCAUGAAUAUUAGAUCCAGACUAGGAGGGUCUUGUUGGUCUCCCGAAGAGUGGUUCAAGAUCCCAAUCCCACCAAGAGCAUUCCUCCUGGUUUCGACUGAAUCCUUGGAAAGCGACGGAAUGCCCCAAGCAUCAGGGCUUAACGAGUGAAAAUCGUCCUUGUCAUGUAGUUGCAGCAUGUCCAUUACCUUUGACUUUGGGGCUUCCCCUGCAUGAAGAUAAGGCACAAAGACACAUUUUCCACUGUCGAGGGCAUGUAGAACAAUAUCUCGGGUCGAAGCCUCCCUGCCAGGCAUUGACAGAAAU